Molecule: messenger RNA, 1587 nt
Organism: Lynx canadensis (Canada lynx)
Lineage: Eukaryota; Metazoa; Chordata; Mammalia; Carnivora; Felidae
Gene: GLYATL3
Product: glycine-N-acyltransferase like 3
Exons: 5
Coding region: 23-889 (288 amino acids)
Cellular component (GO): mitochondrion
Molecular function (GO): glycine N-acyltransferase activity
Source: RefSeq, a predicted model, not a curated record
AAUUGCUAGAGUCCUGGAGAAGAUGUCGGUGCUAAACUGUUCUACCAAAUUACUGAUACUGGAAAAAAUGCUGAAGAGUCACUUUCCUGAGUCACUCAAGGUUUAUGGAGCUGUGAUGAACAUAAAUCGUGGGAAUCCCUUUCAAAAGGAAGUGGUAGUGGAUUCAUGGCCAGACUUCAAAGCUGUUAUCACCCGGCGACAGAAAGAGGCUGAGAUGGAUAACCUGGACCAUUAUACUAAUGCCUAUGCUGUGUUCUACAAGGAUAUCAGGGCUUACCGACGGCUGUUGGAAGAACAUGAUGUUAUCAACUGGAAUCAAGUUUUUCAAAUACAAGGGCUGCAGAGUGAAUUAUAUGAUGUUUCCAAAGCUGUUGCCAACUCAAAGCAGUUAGAUGUAAAGCUAACCUCCUUCAAGGCCGUUCAUUUUUCUCCUCUUUCAACUCUGCCGAACACCAGUUCCCUAAUGGGUUCUUCCCCACAACUGACUUACCUGAGUGUUGCUGACGCUGAUCUUCUCAACAGGACUUGGUCGCGGGGUGGCAAUGAACAGUGUCUCCGGUACAUCGUGAACCUCAUCUCUUGCUUCCCCAGUGUAUGUGUCCGCGAUGACAAGGGAAACCCAGUCUCUUGGUCUCUCACAGAUCAGUUUGCCACCAUGUGCCAUGGCUAUACCUUGCCAGAGCAUCGCAGAAAAGGUUAUUGCAAGCUGGUGGCCCUCACACUGGCCAGGAAGUUACAAAGCCAGGGGUUCCCCUCUCAGGGUAAUGUCCUGGAUGACAACGUGGCAUCCAUAAGCCUCCUGAAGAGUGUCCAUGCUGAGUUCUUGCCUUGUCGUUUUCAUAGGCUUAUUCUCACCCCUGCAGCUUUCUCUGGUCAAAUUUACCUGUAGCCCAUUGAAACUCCAGGAAUUUUCUUCCUUUCCCUGAACACAGAUAUUCCCAAGCUGCCAAUGAGGGGGAAAUUCAACCUGGAAUCAGAAGAAUCUUGGGUUAUUGAAAACAUUCUGGAAAAGAUACACAGGAUCAGCCUGAGAAGCCUUAAAUCUUCCUGUCUCAGGUUUCUACAGUAAAUAACUAGGGGUCAGAGAUAGCUAUGGCUGAGAACAGGAUCAUUAUCUUCCUCUGGGAUCCACUGCAGGAAAAAGGUUCUAAAUCCAGCAAUUCUUAGCACAACUGCAGAAAUGACUGCAUGAGAACAGUGAUUUAACAUGUGAGCAUGUGGCUACAGCUUUAUUCUUGCCCCUCCAGCUUCUGCAGUGUAUUUUUACAGCCAUACCAAUUCCCUACUACCAUAAAGAACACUCCCCUGUGCCUGCCUCUGCUGUGUCUCCCUAAACCGUUCCUACCACUUCUCACCCAAGUUGUCUGUAGAAUAUCCUGCGUUUCCCCCUUUAAUUACUGGUUCUCCAUUUCUGCUUACAACUCCAGCCUAUGGUUCUUCCCUGGGAAUGUUCGAAUGCAGCGGUUCUCACAUUUUAGUGCACUUCAGAAUCACCUGGAAGGCAGGUUGCGACACAGAUGGUGGAGUGUCUCCCCCACAACCCCUGAUUCAGUACCUCUGGGGUAGGGCCUGAGAAUUUGUGUUUCU